Molecule: messenger RNA, 397 nt
Organism: Nicrophorus vespilloides
Lineage: Eukaryota; Metazoa; Arthropoda; Insecta; Coleoptera; Silphidae
Product: prostatic acid phosphatase-like
Exons: 2
Coding region: 15-350 (111 amino acids)
Source: RefSeq, a predicted model, not a curated record
AAUUUCUGAGAAAAAUGAACGUCGAUACAAUGAACAAGAUAAAUAAUACUUUGAUACCAAGAGAUCGCAAGAUGUUCAUGUAUUCCGCACACGAUAUAAAUAUUGUUGCUUAUCUUGGAGCUGUAGGGGUUUAUGAAGAUAUUUUGUACAUCAAUUAUUCCGCAACAAUUUUGAUCGAAAUCCAUAAAAUUAACAACAAUUAUUUUGUUAAGGUUUUGUUUGAUAACUCCAAUGAUAAAGAAUUACAAGUAAUAAAAAUCCCAGCUUGCGGUGGUAUGGAAUUAUGCCCAUUGAGUACUUACAUAAGUAUUACUGAAGCUAAGUACGGACCGGAAGAGUGGUGUACAUAAUCAUUAGUAACAACAUUUUGGAGGAAACAUAAGAAAAUACUUCAAUU